Aspergillus pseudoviridinutans is the source of this 306-nucleotide messenger RNA. RefSeq lists its product as uncharacterized. The record is from RefSeq and is a predicted model, not a curated record. Lineage: Eukaryota; Fungi; Ascomycota; Eurotiomycetes; Eurotiales; Aspergillaceae. The coding region runs from base 1 to 306 and encodes 101 amino acids. The transcript has a single exon.
AUGGCCUUCAGUAAGCUCAGAAUUUUGAGAACCAAAAAGCCAGCAGCAGAAGUCCAACUUGGAGAAAGGCCAGCCGCCGUGUGUACGCAAAAGCCAGGCGCAGAAGUUACAGUUGGAGCAAGAAUGGCCGCACUGAGUACACAAACGCCAGCUGAUCAUGACGAUGACAAUGAUCAAUUUUACGAUUGUGACCCUUACGAUGAGGACGGCGACUACAAAAUGAAAGACUUACCACAAGUUGAAAUGCAAAAGGAAGACCUUGAGAGGGCAAUGAAGAAGACAGCGGCAACAACUACAAAGCGUUAA